AUGGCCGACCCCGGCGAGGGCCCCCGGGCGGGGCCGGGGGAGGCGGCCGAGCCCCCGGGGGAUGAGAGUGGCGCCGCCGGCGAGGCCUUCCCGCUGUCCUCGCUGGCCAACCUGUUCGAGGGCGAGGAGGGGUCGCCGUCGCCCUCGCCGCCCGACGCCGCUCGCCCGGCCGCCGCCGCGGGCACCGGGGACGGGCGGCCAAACCUGCGCAUGAAGUUCCAGGGCGCCUUCCGCAAGGGGGUGCCCAACCCCAUCGACCUGCUGGAGUCCACGCUGUACGAGUCCGCGGUGGCGCCCGGGCCCAAGAAGGCGCCCAUGGACUCCCUCUUCGACUACGGCACCUACCGCCACCACCCCAGCGACAACAAGCGCCGGAGGAGGAAGGCCCUGGAGAAGCAGCCGCAGAGCCCCAAAGCUCCCGCGCCCCAGCCGCCCCCCGUCCUCAAGGUCUUCAACCGGCCCAUCCUCUUCGACAUCGUGUCCCGGGGCUCCACGGCCGGCCUGGACGGGCUGCUCCCCUACCUGCUCACCCACAAGAAGCGCCUGACGGACGAGGAGUUCCGGGAGCCCUCCACGGGGAAGACCUGCCUGCCCAAGGCCCUGCUGAACCUCAGCCACGGCCGCAACGACACCAUCCCGCUGCUGCUGGACAUCGCCGCGCGCACCGGCAACACGCGCGAGUUCGUCAACUCGCCCUUCCGGGACAUCUACUACCGAGGCCAGACUGCGCUGCACAUCGCCAUCGAGCGCCGCUGCAAGCACUACGUGGAGCUGCUGGUGGCGCAGGGCGCCGACGUGCACGCCCAGGCCCGGGGCCGCUUCUUCCAGCCCAAGGACGAGGGCGGCUACUUCUACUUCGGCGAGCUGCCCCUGUCGCUGGCCGCCUGCACCAACCAGCCGCACAUCGUGCACUACCUGACGGAGAACCCGCACAAGCAGGCGGACAUGCGGCGCCAGGACUCGCGCGGCAACACCGUGCUGCACGCGCUGGUGGCCAUCGCCGACAACACCCGCGAGAACACCAAGUUCGUCACCAAGAUGUACGACCUGCUGCUGCUCAAGUGCGCCCGGCUCUUCCCCGACAGCAACCUGGAGGCCGUGCUCAACAGCGACGGGCUCUCGCCCCUCAUGAUGGCCGCCAAGAGCGGCAAGAUCGGGAUCUUCCAGCACAUCAUCCGCCGGGAGGUGACGGACGAGGACACCAGGCACCUGUCCCGCAAGUUCAAGGACUGGGCCUACGGCCCCGUGUACUCCUCGCUCUACGACCUCUCCUCCCUGGACACGUGUGGGGAGGAGGCCUCCGUGCUGGAGAUCCUGGUGUACAACAGCAAGAUUGAGAACCGCCACGAGAUGCUGGCCGUGGAGCCCAUCAACGAGCUGCUGCGGGACAAGUGGCGCAAGUUCGGGGCCGUGUCCUUCUACAUCAACGUGGCCUCCUACCUGUGCGCCAUGGUCGUCUUCACCCUCACCGCCUACCACCAGCCGCUGGAGGGCACCCCGCCGUACCCCUACCGCACCACCGUGGACUACCUGCGGCUGGCCGGCGAGGUCAUCACGCUCUUCACCGGCGUCCUGUUCUUCUUCACCAACAUCAAGGACUUGUUCAUGAAGAAAUGCCCGGGCGUGAACUCCCUCUUCAUCGACGGCUCCUUCCAGCUGCUCUACUUCAUCUACUCGGUGCUGGUGAUCGUCUCGGCGGCCCUCUACCUGGCGGGCGUGGAGGCCUACCUGGCCGUCAUGGUGUUCGCCCUGGUGCUGGGCUGGAUGAACGCCCUGUACUUCACGCGCGGCCUGAAGCUCACGGGCACCUACAGCAUCAUGAUCCAGAAGAUCCUCUUCAAAGACCUGUUCCGCUUCCUGCUGGUCUACCUGCUCUUCAUGAUCGGCUACGCGUCCGCCCUGGUGUCCCUGCUGAACCCGUGCGCCAGCAUGAAGGCGUGCGGCGAGGACCAGGCCAACUGCACGGCGCCCACGUACCCCUCCUGCCGCGACAGCGACACCUUCAGCACCUUCCUGCUGGACCUCUUCAAGCUGACCAUCGGCAUGGGCGACCUGGAGAUGCUGAGCAGCACCAAGUACCCCGCCGUGUUCAUCGUGCUGCUGGUCACCUACAUCAUCCUCACCUUCGUGCUGCUGCUCAACAUGCUCAUCGCCCUCAUGGGUGAGACUGUGGGCCAGGUGUCCAAGGAGAGCAAGCACAUCUGGAAGCUGCAGUGGGCCACCACCAUCCUGGACAUCGAGCGCUCCUUCCCCGUGUUCCUGAGGAAGGCCUUCCGCUCCGGCGAGAUGGUCACCGUGGGCAAGAACUCGGACGGUACCCCCGACCGCAGGUGGUGCUUCAGGGUGGACGAGGUGAACUGGUCGCACUGGAACCAGAACUUGGGCAUCAUCAACGAGGACCCGGGCAGGAGCGAGAGCUACCAGUACUACGGCUUCUCGCACACCGUGGGCCGCCUGCGCAGGGAUCGCUGGUCCUCGGUGGUGCCGCGCGUGGUGGAGCUGAACAAGAACUCGAACCCGGACGAGGUGGUGGUGCCUCUGGACACCGUGGGGAACCCCAGCGGCGACGGCCACCGGCAGAGCUACCCGCCCAGAUGGAGGACUGAUGACGCCCCCCUCUAG
This is a messenger RNA of Pipistrellus nathusii (Nathusius's pipistrelle), 2622 nucleotides long. The record is from the annotation of a GenBank genome assembly. Lineage: Eukaryota; Metazoa; Chordata; Mammalia; Chiroptera; Vespertilionidae.